AUGAGAUUGAAGCACCCUGACCUAAGCAAUGGGGAGCCAACCAGGAAACUUCCUCAGGGUGUUGUCUACGGCGUGGUGCGGAGAUCGGAUCCAAAUGAGCAGAAAGAAAUGGUGGUGUAUGGGUGGUCCACCAACCAGCUGAAAGAAGAGAUGAACUACAUCAGAGACAUUGAAUCAUUAAAGAAAAAGGUGCAGCAGAAACAGCUCUUAAUAUUGCAGCUUUUAGAAAAGAUCUCAUUCUUAGAAGGAGAGAAUAAUGAACUACAAAGCAGGUUGGACUAUUUAACAGAAACCCAGGCCAAGCCUGAGGUGGAGACCAGAGAGAUUGGAGUCGGCUGCGAUCUUCUCCCCAGCCCAACAGGUAGGACGCGUGAAAUCUCAAUGCCUUCCAGGAACUAUACCCCAUACACACGGGUCCUGGAGUUAACCAUGAAGAAAACACUGACUUAGGCACCUGGAGACACACACUUUGUACAGAUGGACAAAAGCCCUAGAACCAUGCGUCUCGAGGUCUGGGAAGGGUGACUACUGCUUCCUCCUAUGUAAGUUUCAGCCAGAAAGGAGACUGCUGAGGUUCUGAUCUACUUCUAAAACAUGAAGGAAAAGUGAGGUGGAAGGGGAGGGCAGGAGAGAGAGCUUUCAAGGUCAUAUUUCAAACACCCAACCACGCUUUACUGGGCCAUCGUUAGCUUUCCGAGUAGACACUGAAAUUCUGUCAGGAGAAUUCCCUCACAAUUUAUUUUCUGGUUUAUGAGCCUUUGGUUGGGAGGAAAAAGGGCAUUAAUUUGAAAUUUCAUGUUAUUCACACCAGGAUCAUUUGUUACAGCAUGAAGGUUUUAUUCACCCAUAAAAGUAUUAGAGGCGGUGUUUCUCUGGUGCCCAGAAGCCUGUCCACAGGCGCAGGGGCACCUGGGGAGACCUGACCCUGCCAGGGAAGGGUGCUCUCUCCUCUUGGUGGCCAGGAUCUGUGUGGGGUUGUGGGAGCCACGGGUGGAGACUGGCCUCUUGCAGGCACAAGUGCCUCAUUCUGAUAUGCUAAUCCCUUGGUUUAAUUUGUGCCUUAUGCCUUCAUGGGGCUCACUGAAAUCAGUGUGUUUAUUUCACCUGUGAUUCUUCUUUUUCCCUUUCUCACUUUAACUGAAAGAGAAUUUUGUAUGUUGUGGACAUGUAAUCAUUUCAUGUUUUCAGUAUCAAUUGGUGUUUUUGUUAAAUGAAUAAUUUGUUCAUGCAUGCUCUACUUUGAUAUUAGAACCUGUGUCACACGUUUAAUAAAUGCCAUAUAUUUUGUUCUA
Molecule: messenger RNA, 1292 nt
Organism: Leptonychotes weddellii (Weddell seal)
Lineage: Eukaryota; Metazoa; Chordata; Mammalia; Carnivora; Phocidae
Source: RefSeq, a predicted model, not a curated record